Stegodyphus dumicola is the source of this 4161-nucleotide messenger RNA. Its product is annotated as inactive tyrosine-protein kinase transmembrane receptor ROR1-like. Gene Ontology annotation, molecular function: Wnt-protein binding; ATP binding; transmembrane receptor protein tyrosine kinase activity. NCBI's taxonomy places the organism in Eukaryota, Metazoa, Arthropoda, Arachnida, Araneae, Eresidae. The record is from RefSeq and is a predicted model, not a curated record. Gene Ontology annotation, biological process: positive regulation of kinase activity; protein phosphorylation; cell surface receptor protein tyrosine kinase signaling pathway. Gene Ontology annotation, cellular component: signaling receptor complex; plasma membrane.
AUGGAUUACUUUUCUUUCCUUUCUUGCAAUUCCCGCCUGAUUAGCCGUGUAGACGUUAUACCCGGUAUUACUCCUCAGGGUUACUAUGCUGAAAGGAAGCCUCCAUUUAACAAAGGACCAAAAGAUGAAAAGAGAGGAGACGGUGAUUUUAGAACAACAGAUGACGACAUUGAAUCAAGUUAUUUAUUUAUCGAGAAGAGCCUAACGAAUAUAACCAAAGAUUCCGGAGAGACAGUUCGCAUGCGAUGCGAAGUGAAAGGACGCCCGUUACCUAAAAUUAAGUGGUAUAAGAAUGAAGCCCCUCUGGAACCAGAGAGAGGCAAAGUAGACGUUCGUAAAUACAAUGCUGGAUAUGGGAAGAUUGGAUCCAGGCUAAAAAUUGUCCAUGCAGAUAUCCAUGACACAGGGUAUUACAAAUGCGAAGCCUCAAACGAUAAACACAGUGUAGAGACUACAGGAAUUCUUAUGGUUAAAGCAGGUCGCAUGCAUUCUCCUUCCAUCAUACCGAACUUUCCACCACCAUUUCCUCACUUCCCUGCAUUAGGAGGAAGGCUGCCAGAAUUUGAGCAAAACGAUUUGGGUUUCUGCCAGCACUACAGAGGCGUCGCCUGCUCACAACUGAUUGGUAAUAGAACUGUUUACGUGAAGGCAUCAAUGACUUUGAAUAAAUUAGAGGAGAAGUUGGCAGCUAUUUUUACCAUCUUGGCAACAGGAAAGGAGAUGAGCCCUGAGUGUCACAAAUAUGCUGUACCAUUCUUUUGCUACGUCAUGUUUCCUCCCUGUGAUGACACAAUUCCAUACCCCGUUCCGAGACACGUGUGCCGCGAUGAUUGCGAUAUUCUGGAAGCCUCAACUUGCAAAGAAGAAAUGGCAUCCGCCAGAAAGCAUCCUUUGCUGUCCAACCAAGAUUUGGUUCCAGAAUGUGAAGAAUUGCCAUCUCCUAAUCAUCACGACAUAUCGGGCACAUUUACUGCGGGCAAAGAUGGACAAGGAAGCUGCAUCAGUCUCAGCGUACCUCGUGUCCUUCAAGUGGAUCACGAUGCAACUUGUUACGAGGGUAGGGGAGAAGAUUACAGAGGUCCAGUCUCACAUACUGUCUCGUCUCACCAAUGCCAGAGUUGGAGUCCAGUUGCUGAAUACGAUGAACUUUCCGGGGGUCAUAAUUAUUGUCGAAAUCCUGGAGGUCUGGAGACACAGCCCUGGUGCUUCAUAUCUGAUCCUCAUAUCAGAAGAGAAGUGUGUGAUAUCCCUCGUUGUGCGGAGUAUGCAUGGCUGUAUAUUUUUUUACCUUCCCUGGUGGCUGCAAUACUUAUUUCAGUUUUGAUGGGUUUAUGGUGCAAGCGACAACGGCGGAAGACAUGUUCUUCAAAGUUAUCGCCCCACAGUACUUCUGCUCAACUGAUACCUACCCAUCACCAGAAUUCCAAUCAUCCUCAUCCCCAACAAAUCGAGAUGCAGAAAUUUCUUCCCAGAAUUCCCCUUGGAAUCCACGAAGUAUCUCCUCAAUCGAUUCAUUUCUUGCAUGAACUUGGAGACGGAAUAUAUGGAAAAGUUUUCAGGGGCGAAAUGCACCAUCCCAGAUCCGCUUCUGGCACAACUAUUGUGUCGCCAGUGGCCAUCAAAACCUUGAAGGAGGGAGCAUCAACUCAGACACGGCAAGACUUUUGCAGAGAAGUUGAAACAGUUGCAGUUUUGCAGCAUCCAAAUAUCGUGUGUCUCGUAGCUGUUUGUAUAAGAGAGGAACCACUUUGUAUGCUUUUCGAGUAUAUGUUCCAAUGUGAUUUACAUGAAUUUCUACUGGUGCACUCACCUCAUUCAGAUGUCUCUGCUAGGAGCGACGAUGGAACACCUCAAAUAUUAGAACUGUCAGAUUUUCUAGCGAUAGCUAUGCAAAUUGCGUCUGGGAUGGAAUAUUUAUCAAGUAAACGUUAUGUCCAUCGAGACUUAGCUGCCCGAAACUGUCUUGUGUCAGUUGAAACAACCCCUACGAGCUUAUCCCAGACUUGCCUGAAUGCUGGUUUGAAUACAACUUCCCUUAUGGACAACAUUCUCGUGAAGAUAUCAGAUCUUGGCGUCAGCCGAAAUAGCUGUGCAUCUGAGUACUUUCGGAUCAGGAACACGCUUUUACCAGUUCGUUGGAUGGCACCCGAAUCCCUCCUGUAUGGCACUUUCACGACAGAAAGUGAUGUUUGGUCGUAUGGCGUCCUACUCUGGGAGAUAUUCAGUUAUGGCAUUAGGCCCUAUUUUAACUGUGACAAUCAGGAGGUUAUUGACCUUGUCUGCACUCACCAACUUCUACCUAGACCAGAGUAUUGUCCACCCUAUGUAUACGCCGUCAUGAAUGAUUGCUGGCAUGAUUCUCCUUCCCACAGGCCGAAUUUCAAGGAAAUUUACAACAGACUUUGUUCAGUUCAGACACUUCACGGAAGAACAUUUAGCAUGAGUCAUUCUGUUCUGACUCACAACAGUAGUCAUCAGAGCAGCACUGGGCCAAGCAAUAAAACAUUGUCAACCAAUUUGAGCUGUGGAACGGGAAACAUCCUCGUCAAUGGAGUGACAGUAAGACAAAACAAUGCAUUUCCAUUCUGUGGUACUGGCACGGGAUUUGUGUCCACUAAAAUGUUACCUGCUCACAGAACUCACCAGUGUGAACAGGUCUGAGCUUGUUAUAGAAAUCAAAUGUCUUCAUAUACCAUGCACCAACUACGAUACAUGCGCUGAUUCGCUGGAGAGUCCAUGCACAUUCUUCUUAAGGGUAAAUUUUCAGUGUAAUAUUGUAAGCGAGAAUUUUCAUUGUGAGUGUUUUGUCAGUUAGCAGUUUCUCACGUAUAUUACAAUUUAUAUAACUCUGGUACUUGGCAGUAAGGAUGUUAGAAACGAAAUAAAACUUCAGAGAACUGCAUUCUAUCAAAUUGAAUGAUUGUAUAUCUAUUUGUAUUUACAAAGUGAAAAUGAAGGACUUACGUUAAAGGGUGCUCUUUUUAACAGAAGAAUGGUAUAUUUUAUUAAAUUUAUAUUUAAUAUUCUUAUUGCCAAGUACUCUUCACUUGCAUUAUUAUAUUUAUUACCUUUGUACAUUUGAAAGUGUCAACAUUUUUGUAAACAUAAAAAUCGUACUAUGAGCCAAGGCCGUAUUUACGUAUGAUGUUUUGAGUAAAUACACUGGUCAUAUUACCGAGUGCUGUUACAUAUAUAUAAUGACAUCAUUUAAAAAUUAUUUCGUGAUCGAUGGUUUGAAUAUACUGUUUGCAGUUAGAAUUAUGUAGCUAAGUUAUACGAACUUCCCAAAAUAUCGAUCAGUUAGAUAUAAAUUGAUAAAAGAAACUGCAUUUUAAAUUUUGGUUUCAGAGUAAAUUAAAUGUACUUCUGUCUUUCAAGACAGGUUUUGAAAUACGUUUUUAAAAACUUUCAUCUUCAUAUAACACAUGAUUUUUAAUUUCAAGUGAAAAUCUCAAUAACGAUGUUAGAUUGUUUUAAAUUCUGCAAGUUUAUAAGAAGAUGAACAAUAUAUUUAGACUUUUUACUAAUCAGCGAAAUUAUUCAAUGUUAUUAUUUAUUUCUUUUUUUAAUCAAUAUAUUUUUGAUUUGCCAUUGCUUUAAUAAUAAAGGAUUUUUUCAGUACCUUUUAAAUCCGAAUAUUUUCAUAGUGGUAGUUCAGUAACGUGAUUUCGUUCAGUAAUUUUUUAAAAAUAUUCCUUUUCCUUGAUGAUUAAUUUUUCAAAUGGAACUGUAAGAAUACGAAAUUACAAAAGUCCUAAUUAGGAAACUUGACUAAUUUCUAGAACAUAUAUGACUGGAAAUAUCUUAAGUCCAUAAAACUCCAUAAACUCAAACGAGAGAAAGAUGUUAUAUAAUAUGUUACUUAAUUUAUUUGUCAUACAUUCAGCUUUAUCAAUAUUUGAUUACUUUGAUCAAAACACAUUUUUGAAAUCCAUAGCAAAAAUAAGAUAUCAUUCAACUCACGAACUGCACAUUUAUAGGUUAGUGGUACACAUAAAAAUCUUUUACAAUAAUCACUAAAAUUUUACCUUAAUAACUUGCUUCCAAAUUAACUUGGGAAGUAUUAUCUCCUUAUUGUUUAUCAUUGUAGAUUAGGUAGUGUAAGAUGUCUUGUUUCUCAUUCUAUUAUCUAAUUCAGAAAUAAACAUUUUAUUGUUUUGA